Thunnus maccoyii (southern bluefin tuna) is the source of this 5120-nucleotide messenger RNA. Its product is annotated as nuclear factor of activated T-cells, cytoplasmic 1-like. Gene Ontology annotation, molecular function: RNA polymerase II cis-regulatory region sequence-specific DNA binding; DNA-binding transcription factor activity, RNA polymerase II-specific; transcription factor binding. Gene Ontology annotation, cellular component: transcription regulator complex. Bases 483 to 3278 code for a protein of 931 amino acids. Gene Ontology annotation, biological process: cytokine production; regulation of transcription by RNA polymerase II; calcineurin-NFAT signaling cascade. Lineage: Eukaryota; Metazoa; Chordata; Actinopteri; Scombriformes; Scombridae. The record is from RefSeq and is a predicted model, not a curated record. The transcript is spliced from 10 exons.
CACACACACACACACACACACACACAAACACACCUCCCACCUCCUCCGGUGGGAUCCCAGGGUGGAAGACAUCAUACCGCGGUUCAGGAGGUUGCAGGAGCCGGCCGCGUCAUCCCUGGAUGGGCGGCGCACUGACGGAGGACGGAGGGUGUUUUCCAGCUUUAAAAGCACCGGAGCCGGCCCCUCUGACAAACCGCGCUGCGUCAUCGACCUGGGGAGACUCUAGAAAACCUUCAGUGGGCUGAAGAAGGCUAAACUCACCUCAGCCACGGUCCCCUUAGCAGCGCUACCUGCGCCGCUCUCCAGAUCCACUAGUACAGCAUUUCUCCCCGUUUCACUUGGUGCGCAUCGGUUUGGUUCAACUUCACUGCGAAUUAUGUUUUCAUUUGGUGGUGUAUGAAGUGAACUAGCUUUUGCAAUUUUGUCAUCGACGUUGCUUAUUACAGCUUUACAGCCGGAGAAAGUUGCGCAUCGCUUGUUGAAUGCAGGAUACCUUCUGUUUGAGCGUCAAUUCCAAGUUCAGCUUUGGAGCAGCAGCCGGUAAGGAGCGGGCACUCCAGUUUCUCACCUCUCUCGCCGCCGAAAUGAAGUCUGCAGAAGAAGAUGCAUACAGCUACACACCAAAUGUCAGCCUGUCCCUUCCACUGGGCAUGGGAAACCCUUGUCUGGCCACCCAGUACCACACCUUACAGUCCAGUCCUAUCAUCUCAGUUUCUUCUUGCCACCAGACAGGCUAUAGCCUCCAAAAUGACAACCAUGCAGCAUCAGGCUAUUACCUGCCCCACGGCCUGAGACCCAACGGGGCUCCAGCCUUAGAAAGCCCCCGUAUUGAGAUCACUGCCUACAGCCAGUAUCCUGAAGAUGAGGUAGAAGAGAGCAACAGUGAGGACCACAUCAUCAAACGAGGCGUGAACUCCAUUGUGACGCUGACACUGCCCAAUCAAGACGGCUACCGUGAUCCCAGCUGCCUCAGCCCUGCGAGUAGCAUUUCCUCACGCAGCUGUAACUCUGAAGCGUCCUCCUACGAGUCCAGCUUCUACAACUAUGACAACUCCCCACAGAACUCCCCUUGGCAGUCGCCCUGCGUUUCUCCCCGAGGCUCUUCCUCACUCUUGUCCUGCCCACAUGCCAGUGGCCCUGCAGCCUCCCCUCACCAUUCGCCCUCCACCUCCCCUCAGAUAGGAGCUGUUGCCGAAGAAGGCUGGCCAGCUCAACCUCGUGGCUCCAGGCCAAAUUCCCCCUCCUGCAGCGGGGGCGGUGGAGGCAACGGCGGCGGAGGCGGCAUGGGGAAGAGAAAGUACAGUUUCAAUGGCGCCCCCUACCGUCAGACAUCCUGCUCACCCAACCAGUCUCCCACCCCAUCCCCACAUGGCUCCCCCAGGGUUAGCGUCACAGAUGAGAACUGGCUCGCCAAUGCCAACCAGUACACCAACUCUGCCAUUGUGGCCGCCAUCAAUGCUCUAACCACAGACGGAGUGGUAGAUAUGGGAGAGGGAAUCCCAAUCAAGACACGUAAGACCAUGGUGGACCAUUCACCCUCCAUGAGCCUCAAGGUGGAACCUGGCGGUGAGGACCUGUGUGUCGAGGAGGAGCUCUGCCAUGAGGACUAUCCCUCCCGCCUAGCCCUCAAGAAGGAAAACUACUGUGGAGGGUUCCUGGAUGUGCCCCAGCAUCCGUACUCCUGGUCUAAACCCAAGCCUUACCUCAGCCCGUCUCUGCCAGCUCUCGACUGGCAGCUUCCAUCCUGUUCCGGACCGUACAGCCUACAGAUUGAGUUGCAGCCAAAAUCCCACCACAGGGCCCACUAUGAGACUGAAGGCAGCCGAGGGGCAGUGAAGGCCUCGUCUGGAGGACACCCCAUAGUACAGCUUUAUGGCUACAUGGAAAGCGAGCCGCUCACCCUGCAGCUGUUCAUAGGGACCGCAGACGACCGCCUCCUGCGACCACAUGCCUUCUACCAGGUCCACCGCAUCACCGGCAAAACCGUCUCCACCGCCAGCCAUGAAGUCAUGCAAUCCAACACCAAACUUCUGGAGAUCCCUCUGCUGCCUGAAAACAACAUGAGAGCCAUAAUUGAUUGUGCAGGGAUCCUGAAGCUGCGCAACUCAGACAUUGAGCUUCGCAAAGGGGAAACAGACAUCGGACGUAAAAACACACGUGUGAGGUUGGUGUUUCGGGUGCACAUCAAUCAGCCCAACGGCAGGACAGUAUCCCUACAGGCUUCCUCCAAUCCCAUUGAAUGUUCCCAGCGCUCAGCUCAGGAGCUUCCCUUGGUGGAGAAGCAGAGUGUGGACAGUUACCCUGCCAGCGGAGGCAAAAUGAUGCUCCUGAGCGGUCUCAAUUUCCUCCCUGACUCCAAGGUGAUGUUCGUGGAGAAGGCCCAGGAUGGUCAUCAUCUGUGGGAGACAGAAGCCAAAGUUGACAAGGACUCCGUCAAAUCUAGUUCACUCGUCGUGGAGAUCCCUCGGUACCGGAACCAGAGAAUAUCCAGCCCGGUGCAAGUAAACUUCUACGUCUGCAAUGGCAAGAGGAAGAGGAGCCAAUACCAGCGCUUCACCUACUUGCCUCCUAAUGUGCCGAUAAUAAAGACAGAACCCAGUGAUGAAUAUGAUUCUCUGGGGACUGCAGGGCUAUCCAUGCAUUCAAAGCCCUACUACAGCCAGCCCAGGCUCACUCCCAUCAUGCCUGUAGCUGAUCCUGAUGCCUGCCUGGUCGGUGGCUACCCUCCCUGCCCGCCUCGCCAUGCUGCCAUGCCGUCAUCAUCUCCCAGUUCCAGCCCCACCCUGCAUGACUUGUCCCCUGUGGCAUACAGCAAGUGCCUCCCCCACAGUCCUACCCAUGCAGCACCACCGGGCCCCUUGGUGCCCGCCAUCCAGGAGACCCCUGGUCGCUCAACCCUUACACACCCAGCAUCUCCAGACCACAGCCCAACCCUAGGAAUGCUCCAUUCCCAAGGAAGCCCCAACCACCUCAACAGCCCAGGACCCCAUGGUUUCAACCCUAUCUAUGCCAACAGCAGCCCCUCGUCCUCCCCGGUUUCCCACCCUUCCACUCCCGGUGGGGCUGUGGAGAGUCCGUUCGUUCAGGCCUACAGCCCCAGUCAGGCAGCCCAGGCUGGAGGGAGCUCACCAAGCCUGCUCCGUGAAGAUUCCAGCCCCCCUUCGAUGGCCAUCACCGUCAAACAGGAGCCCCAGGAACUGGACCAGAUGUACCUAGAUGAUGUUAACGAGAUCAUCAGGAACGACCUCUCCAGCAUUUCCGUGCACACUCAUGCAUAGACGUCCUGAAGUCUUCUGCAGCAGCAGCAGCACACACACACACACACACACACAUACACACACACACACAGCAUCAUCAUCAUCUACAAAAAGAGGACAAAAAAGAAAAAAAAAAUAGAGAUCCAGAUGAUAAAGAAUCAAUUUGUGACCAGGAUCUCCCACCUGUCAUUUUUGCCAUCAGCUCCUCCUCAUCUGCAGCUAGCUCAACUAGCUGCAGAUUAACAUUGACAAUCACUGGCAAACUGCAUUUGAAUAAACAAAUGAAUGUUAUAUUUACAAAAGGGAAGUGAUAUCAGGGGCAAAGUAUACGACUACACUUGCCUUAAUUCACAGCAGAUGUUCUUUAGUGGACCAAACAGCUCAAUGAGACUGAAUUACUCUUCUAUUGUUGUCAAAUGACAAUCUUCAUUUUGAGUGUGAUCUGUAUGUUAAUGCAUGGACAAGCUAAUGGGACAAUUACUGUCAUGCUUCAUCACUUUGGUUCAUUUGUUUGUGCAGUCAGUCCGCAACAACAACCGAAUUGGUGCCUUACAGCAGCGAUAUUGACAGCCAACAACAGCAGCAGUCACACAAAAUGCAAAUGUCCAUGGUUCAUUGUAACCCAAAGUGGAAGAUUUAUAUGACAUUUUUGUAUCAUUUCAAUGAUUUGUUUACAGGGAAACAGAAUAAAAGGCUGGAAAAUAUGUAGGGAGUAUGUGAAUAGAUUAGAAUUGUAUUUUUUCUUGGUUCCUUAUUAUCUCAUUGUUCAUUUAUACUGAAUGUUAUGUAUGAUAUUCUUUUGUAUAAACAUGUAUUUGAAAUUUUACUUAUGUAUGCCUUAUGCUUAUAUCAUGCAGUUUGCUAGUUAGCUCUCCCUUUUUUUUUCAUUUUUCAUCCCUGAUAUGAUUUAUACCAUUUCUACUACCCUGCAUUAUGCUUUUCACCUUAGUGCCUAUUUUUUUAUCAUCCUGCCCAAGUCUUCCAGUCCUCCACCCAGACCAUGACAUAAUGAUGCACAGACAAUCAGUGAAAAUAUAUAGUACAUAUCCUAGGACAACAGUUCCUGGCUGGCAGGAGCUUAUAAAGGCAGGUAUCAGAGUUUUCUUCUCCCCCAGCUAUAAGAUAGUUGAACAAUGGUAUGCUUACCUGCUGAAUUUAAAUGAGAAUACUCCUGGACAAUAUAUAUGUCUGUUACUUCUUGCACUGCAGGUCUGCAUGUAAAUAGGCACAGGGAUAAUCUAAGUAUGCCACAGGCUCAGUUUUACUCGUCAUCUGGGUGAUUCAGCUGAGGAGUUGGCAGGACUGUUACUUACAGCUGGCAAUAAUUGAUCUGUGUAAACCAAAGGAUUUUAUCUUUGGUGAAAUUAUUGUCCAAGUUUCCUUUUUCUGUCAGAGACUUUAACUUAGAGUGGUUCCCCAUACAAAAACAUUAUGCACUUUACCGUAGAAACAGAGCAGGGUUUCUUGCUUCCAGACCAAAUAUUGUAGAUUGAUUUCCACUGUCGUGUCAUAGAAGUACAUCGACUCUUCUUUCAUACAUCUGCAGUCUUUUCCGUGUUAUUUGUCUUUUGGAGCAUGCACACCGACCUAAUGUUGGGGAUCAUUUAGCUGACAAUAGCUUUCAAUAUAGCUUCCUAAUACAUUUUUGGACAUAUAGUAUAAUAGCAUGACUAAACUGUAUGAAUAAGGUUUCUAUUUUGUGCCUUACUCUCUUUCUUGGCUACAAGAUCGUUGCAACUCUCUAUUGCUUUUCUGUGACAAAAGGUGAAACGUAUCUCUUUAAUAUGAAAUAUUUAUGAAAAAUGAAAUGUGUUUUAAGUGCAUUUAAUGUGUUCUCAACAAUGAAUUAAUAAAUGACAUAAU